AUGACAUUGUCACUCCCAAGCCGGCGGCCUAGCAGCUCUCCUUUUCCUCCGUCGGCUCUCCUCUAUCAAAGCGGUAGAUCUGCUCAGUUGACAACCAACUAUGCAAGCUCACAAGCACUUGGAAGUGAUUUGGACAAUGCAAUGGAUUACUCUGUAGAAGUUGUCCUACUCGGUAAAAUGAGCAAGCUGGAAAAAACCAAGCUAUCUCGGUUCCUCAUUAAUAAUUGGAAUCCAAACAGGCCUGAGUUUGCUCAUGUAGAAAUGGUGCCUCUCAAAGCUCAUUCCAAAAGCACAAAAAUAAUGCCUACCUCAAUAAAGAGUCCGGUAAAAACUGUAAGCGAUUACGGUAUAGUACGGAAUAGCACUAUUGGACACAACUCAAUUACGGGUCAAGUUGCAUCUUCAAUACACACUGACGAUGACCUACAGAAGGCAGCACAUUCAAUCCGGCCUGGAACUUACAAUUUGCUAGGCCUUGAGGGGGAGAACAGUUCGACACGGCUUCAUUUAGGAGAGAUCUCUUUGCAGCCCGCUUCAAUUAGCUUAAUUACACUUUCUACAACUUCCACAGGAACUGUGGAAGCCAAGGUCUAUGUGCUACAUGAGGCUCGUCUUGUGCACAUGCUGUACCAGGUGCCUCAGAUCAUGUUGCUUACAUUAUCUGAGAUCUUUGUGUGUAUUCCUGCCAUGACUUUUGCCUAUUCUGAGUCUCCUGCUGGCAUGAAGACGACUGUGCAAGCGGUCAAUUUGGUGACAAUCUUUAUUGGUAAUUGUCUCGUUAUACUGGCAGCCUCCGUACCGGGCCGGCAGACGGACCGUGUGCAAGAGUUUCUUCUUUUCGCGGGACUCGCAAUAGCCUGUGCUCUUGUCACUUGGCUGCUGGUGCGCCGCUAUCGGGCUAACCAACAACGUCGGGCAGAACGAGAAGAAUUUAUUCGACUUCUUCAUUUAAAGGCGGCAGAAGAGGCGGCAGCCUCAGCACUGGCAGCAUCUAUUCCAGAGGAUCAGGGGCAACACAAGCGGGGAAAGGCGGUACAGGAGGAGAAUGAGGGAGAGCAAUUGGGCCAUCAGUUGGUUGAAAAUGAGCAUGCUUCCUUGUUAAGGCCUAGUUCUCAAGCACCUCAAAUAGCCGAAGUUGUAUGGAAAGAAAAGAGUAAAGCAGAUCCUUCCGAAACGGGACGAAUCGGAAUCGCGGAAGUCAUCUCAGUAUGCCGAGAAGAGCCUGUUAAGAGAACCUUUGACCAUAAAAAGUCAAGCCAAGUUUCACAGGCCUCAGGUGGCAGUCCGCUGCUUCUCCAAACCCAGCGGAGCUUUAUCAUCCUUGGCAGAAGCGAACAAGGCCAUCCCUCACGGCCAGGUCGAGCUGACUCUCUACUUGCUGAAGCUCGGAAAUUUUCCUAUACUUCAGGGUUGCAUCAAUCCGUCUGGCCGAGUUGUCAGAUAAUAAGUCCAUCUAAAAAAUUGUCACAUUCAGCCGGGUCACCAUGUUUCUCGGGCACUACUUCGGCUACAUCGGCAGCUCUCGCCAGUGGCUUAGCGACAGUUGGUGUAGUCACGAGUAAUAGCAACCGACGCCGCAGUCGAGGAACAAGUUUAUCCGUCUGGUCACCACAUAUUGCUCGCAUGGAACCAGAUGCUGGUGGAGCACUAGCCAGAUAUGACAGCUUCUAUUCAGUUGGCGAGCAGUCGGUGGGCUGGCGAGUUGGAGAAUUGGCUUAUGCUGAGCCCGGUUUCGGACUGGAUAUACGUUCGUUAGCCGAGAAACACCUUUGCUUGGAGCAAGAGAGAAGCUGA
Messenger RNA from Protopolystoma xenopodis, 1794 nucleotides. Lineage: Eukaryota; Metazoa; Platyhelminthes; Monogenea; Polystomatidea; Polystomatidae. The record is from the annotation of a GenBank genome assembly.